UCCCCCAAAAGUUUUCCUCCCCUCCAAAAGUGAUUUAAAAACCGCUUUCUAAUCCGCGCCUUUGAUUUCAAAUCUACGGCCAGUUUUUGUUCAUUUCAAAUACGCUCUGAAAUCUCGAUUUUAAAGAGGCUUUGAAGGCAAUUUCCUCCCAUUUCCUCCCCUCUUUCUUCCUUCCCAUUGAAAUCUAAAAUCCACACCCCUCUUUUUGACUGAAAUCCCCCAAAUUUCUACUGGCAAUGGAAGAAGAACCUAAGAAGAAUCUGGACAUUUGCGGCAGUCUCUCCCUCAUCGAUUUCUCUUUCGAGGACGAUUCCCUCCUCAUCCCUACAUCUUCCGAUCGCCUCCGCGAUCAGCAAUCUUCUGGGCUUUCAGAAAAUCAUAAUGGUCAUCAUUGCAUUGGAGGUUUUGAGGCAGAAAGUGCUCAGGAAGGGGACAACAUACCAAACUUGUGCAAAGAAAUGGAAGAGGCUCCUGUAUUGGAGCCAUCAGAACCGACCAGAAUAAGAAGAGCUGGCAAAUGUAAUUUGCGCAAAAGUUUGGCCUGGGAUAGUGCUUUCUUCACAAGUGAAGGGAUUCUUGAUCCCGAUGAAUUGGAAGUUGUAAGCAAAACAUUCAAGAAGUCCGCGGCACAUGCAUUGCCUGAAAUUCAAGAAGAUCUUAGGAAAUCAACUGAGUCAACCUGUACGUUAGGAAGUGAUGCUUCAGCACUUGAAAGCCUUGAAAUUGAAUUGUUUGAGGAUAUACGAGCCUCCAUUCAAAAGUCAGGCUAUGAGUGCAGUAAUGCUUCCAAUGUGGCAUCUUCUAGUAGCAAAACUCGACAAGGGGAACUGGAUAUACCAUGUAUUGGUGCGUCUCCAGUGGAGCAUACUUGUCAAAAUAGGAUGAAGCCCGUCAGCAAGCCUUUGAGCUCUUCCAAGAGUCAUGGUCUUACUAAGCAAGUGCUAGAGAAAAACUCGAAGGAGGCUCUUGUUCAUCCACUAGCAGGUGUCGCUAGAAGUGGAGACCAGAACUCAUCUUUAAAGCCACCGAAGAUUUUACCAAGGGUGAACCCCCCCUCAACAGCACCAACCAAGAAAACUUUGGCUUCUUCUGAGUGUAUCAAAGUAAAAAAUAAUACUGCGAAGGCUUCAGGAAGUGGAAGCAACCAGAAGUAUGUUGCACUUUCCAAGAAACCAGUUUCUGGUGUUACACCCGCCACGACUUCCAGUUCUAUACCUUCAGCAAAAUCUUCUUCUUCAGGUUCGUCCUCUUCUGCCAAAACACUGCCAUCAACUCCCUCCUCGCACAACAGAUCUGGCAGCACUAAGAACUUGAGAAAUAGAGCUGAUUCUAGAAAUGCCAAUCCAUCUUCCACUGUUUCGAUUAUGAAAACCCCUCUUCGGAUCUCUAGAAAUAAAACUGGGUCUAGAAAUUCUAAUUUGUCGGCAUAUUUAAUGUCUACUUCCAAGUUCGAGUCAAGCGUAUCACCUGCUAGUUCCAUUGAUGGCUUGUCUUCAGAGUCAUCUUCCUCAACAUGUACGGCCAGCCAAAUGUCGAACAGUUCGAAAGCAAGCCUUGAUAUCAGUUCCACUUCCUCCUCUUGCGGGGGGGAUUUUUUGGUGAGGGAUGCCCCUGAGCAACCAGAUCAGCCCUUUAUCGGACAUGAAGAUUCAGUAGCAGGAUUCCCAAGUCAAUGUGUUGAGAAAGCCUCUAUGGAAACUGGUGUUCUUUCUCAUCUGGCAGCUGUGAAUGCUCCUAGAAGCUGCAUCAACUCUAACUCCAGCAUGCAAAGCUUCAGACCGUCAGGUCUACGAAUGCCAUCUCCAAAGAUUGGUUUCUUUGAUGCAGAGAAAACUGGUGUGCGCACAUCAAACACUGGUCUGCAAUUUAAUUCAGGACUUCGAAGUGGUCUUCUUAAGAAUGCUUCUGGAAUUAAUAAUGUUGAUGGGGCUAUCAAGCAAAGGCCUUCUAAGCUUCAGUAUGCAAGACCGCUAGCCCAGAUUGGAUCCAUGAAAUUCAAUUCUCAGCUCAUCGGACCAUCACGUCAGGCUUCUGCUUCUAGCAUGAAACCUGCCUCCACUCAACAGCCUCAACAGCUACCCAAUCCAUUACCAUCUAGCAUUCCAAGAACCAAAAACCAUCCUAGCACAGUUGUAGCAGUUCAGGGCUCAUCUCUUGGAACUGGUGGAGGGAGCAACUCUAACACUCUGGAACUACAAGCAGAAGCAGCUGAUAAAGGAAAGUAUGGUCAGAGUUCAGAUCCAAAUACGGGAGAGCAUGAUGAUCGGAAUGUUAUCGAGAUGUAUGAGGCGACAGAGAGUGAAAGGCAGGUCCAUUCAAGAGUAAGUGAAAUUGAUUUUACAAAGGAAAAUGGACAUUGCCGUUAUGCUGAAGCAAGUCAUGAAUUGGAUGUAAAGAAUGUGGAUAAUUCCAAGUUAAUUUACCAUUCUGGGGAAUGUGUUCAAGACCAGAAGGUGGAUUUCCUACAAGGUUUGUCAGAGCCUAGUUCUUUUAGCAAUAGGAGCAUAUUGGCUGAAUUGAACACGGAGUUGGCUGUGAAAAAGGUUGUUGAUAAGACAUCAAUGUUUCCUUUUCUAGAGAAAGGCAUUCAGGUGCCUUCACCAGUUGCCUAUUUAGAUCCUGCAGUUGAACUUGUGGAGGCGAAUCUCACUGCCAAAAGUUUGAAUGAGCCAGAAGGAAAAUAUCUCAGAGAGUAAUUACAAUUCUUCUCCAGUUCCUCAGCAGCUGAUUUCUCUACAUUGAGGGAGAUCACAUAACUUGGCAGAUGAUAUCUAUAUCCUGUAUCGAGAAUAAGAAAUAUCUGUUUGUUUCACCGACAUUUCUGUGUAGAAGACUAGAAACAGAUGGGUUUGUGGAAAGGAUCUUGUAACAAUAGCAGAUGUUUAUUCCACCAAUCUUGCUGAAUUUGUUGUUCUGUUGGAAUGGCUUUAUACAUAACCCAUGAGUGAACCAUUCUUUUUUUGAAA
Magnolia sinica is the source of this 2966-nucleotide messenger RNA. RefSeq names its product flocculation protein FLO11-like. NCBI's taxonomy places the organism in Eukaryota, Viridiplantae, Streptophyta, Magnoliopsida, Magnoliales, Magnoliaceae. The record is from RefSeq and is a predicted model, not a curated record. The transcript is spliced from 9 exons. Bases 237 to 2696 code for a protein of 819 amino acids. Gene Ontology annotation, molecular function: microtubule binding.